Molecule: messenger RNA, 2855 nt
Organism: Scomber japonicus (chub mackerel)
Lineage: Eukaryota; Metazoa; Chordata; Actinopteri; Scombriformes; Scombridae
Exons: 2
Coding region: 435-2855 (806 amino acids)
Biological process (GO): regulation of DNA-templated transcription
Molecular function (GO): DNA-binding transcription factor activity, RNA polymerase II-specific; RNA polymerase II cis-regulatory region sequence-specific DNA binding
Source: RefSeq, a predicted model, not a curated record
UCAUCUGCUUAUUUGAUCUUUUUUUCAGUGCCAUCCUAUGUUUAAUUCUGAUAUCCAAGCAGAUAUUAUUACCAGUGACUGUACUCUGUACCCUACAGGUGGCCUUCUGUACCAAGGAAGUUAGCAGCCAUGCAACCUCACUGUUAGCAAGUCUGAGCCUCCAAAGAGAACAAGCUCAGUUCUGUGACUGUGUGGUCAGACAAAGACAGAAUCCAGGUCGGCUCUACCCUGCGCACAGGUGUGUCCUGGCAGCUUCGAGUCCAGUGUUGGCAUCUAUCUUGUCCUCGACUGGUGCUCUGGUGGAACUGCAGGCUCCAUGUCUGUCCAACUCUAUACUGGAACUUCUUUUGGACUACAUUUACACAGGGGUUUUGCCAUACACUUGUAACCAGCAAAAAUAUUCCAAUCUGCUCACUGUCGCCUGUUACCUGCAGAUGGAUGAACUGCAGGAGGCUCUGGAGGCUUGUCAGCAAACUGAGGUGAAUGAUACAGAUGAAACAAAAGCUUCCCCUGGAGCUGAGAAGGAGGGAGCAUCAACAUGCAACAUACAUUGUGCAAACCACUGUAGUAGAGAAGAUGAAAGUGCUUUAAGCAAUGCAACUGUCUGUUGUGGAAUAUCUGACAGCACUGUCAAUACAGUUAAUUGCAUAUCUAGAGUCGAUAAAGAGGGGCAAAAGGAUAUGGUUCACUCAGCUAGCGCCAUAGAAAUACAACCUUGGCAGAAGAGCAAAGGAAGGGAGCUUGUGGAGGACAGGGGAAGCUUGUGUUUACCCCCCACUGAUGAGGUGCAAGAGGAAGAGAGGACCAGAGUGGAAAAUGUGCAGCAACUGUGUCCGACAGUGAGAAAUAAAGCAGAGGAGGAGAAAACUAACAGAAAAGAGGAAGACAAAACUCAAAACAACCACUCAGCCUCCCUCCCUCAUGCCUUUAUAUCCCAAAAGGACAGUGGUUCUCCCUCACAAUGCUCCCCCUUGUCCUUAUCAUCAUCCUAUCUGUGCUGUGGGGCGGUGCCUGUCAUCCGUCACAGCAGUAGAGCAGCUAUGCUCCAGGUGGAAGAAGUGUCUACAAUGGCUCCUUACCACCCAGUAUACCAGGCCUCAGCCAGCUCCUGCAGCAGGGACCCUGUCUCACGAUCAGCAAGCACAGACAAUGACAGCAUUGUUGAAGGUAUUACCACUAAACACAAAAAUCACUAUGGGAAACAGAAAUUGGAUUACAGAAACAAUAAAGACCACUUUGCACCACAGAGUUUGGAUUUCAAGGACAGUUCAGAUCAAUGUACAAUACAGGAUUUAUGCAAAUCCAGUACAGGACAAUCUGAUGUGCUAAAAGAGGAUUACAACUGCAGCAAUACAGAUCAUUGUAUUACACAAAGUGAUGAACAUAUGGGCAAUGGAUUAUCCCAUGUUACAGAUCGUACUGAUCACCAUGUCCAGAGUGAUAAUAACAAAAAGCAUCAUAGGGAUGAUUCAGUGCUACGUAGUUGUGAUGAUUUUCCCUCCAAACUCCAGCAACUGGAAUGUACUUAUAGCCAUGAUGUCUCAUUGGUGACUGCAGCAAAGAAGCGGCCCAUUCACUCUCAGAAUCUAAGAACUUUAGUUCCACUACCUGGAGAGGACUCAAACACAGGAAAUGACCCUCUCUUUGAGGAUUUCUCUCCCAAGGGAGAAGCAAAAGAGGAACACAGUUACUCUAGCUGGUGUACAGAUGAAAUAGAUGGACAGGACAGCAACUGUAAACAACAUGAACAUGACUCAGACAACAGAGACAUGGCUAUGACAGAUAAAAGACUCAUUGCAGAUGUGUGUCUGCCUGCCUCUGCCUCACCAGUAACACAUUGGGAUAAUGCCUCAGAACGCCACACUUCCCGGGCAUUGGAAAAUAAUUCAGACACUGAGAUUGCAGAGCCAGGCACAGUUUUUUCAAAGCCUACAGACAGCAACAUGUUCGACCCUACAUAUAGUGCUGUUGGGCCGUCAUACCAUGGACAUCUUCAUUAUCACUGCCUGUCUCAGAAGGACACAUAUUUCAAACCCACAGACUCUGAUAACAACCACUGCAACCCCAGUCACCCUGUCCAUUUCAGUCGUGAUCAUUCAGAACAGUCCAGUGAUGAGGGUGAGGGUGGUACCUUUUCCAGUCCAGGUCACAGUCCUCUGAGGAAGCAUUUUGCCACAGGGGCUACAGACCAGGUUCUACUGCUGGACAUAAGCACCAAAUCUCCAGAGUUGCUAGUGUCAUACAAACGCAGACUUGAGGAAGGAGAGAAAGCGGUUGGCAAACAAGACACAUAUGGGGCUGAGAUUGUAAACAAUGAUGUAGCGCAACGGAGUGAAGACACUUUUGAUGAGCCUAAGACAAAAUUAUGGGUAAGAGAGAUAAAUGAUAAGGAAAACAAAUUGUUUGGUAAAGACCAAAGCAGGCCAGGAGUUGAGCUUAUACAUAAAGCUGGCUCUUUGGAUGUGGAGCAGGUAUCCAGGUCUAGAGAGGGUGAAAAAACAAGUAGUACCUUGACAGUCUGCACACCUCGUAGUGUGCCAGACCCUGUGCAAGCCUCGAUGUCAUCUACCUUGUCCAUCUGCAUACCUUCUACUCUUUCAGCCAGCACACCAACAAAUAUAUCAGCUCAUCUGUCAACUCCUGUUCACCACCCUUUCCAGUGCUCUCUGUGUGAGCGUUCCUUCAGCCAGCGAGGCUCUCUGAAUAGACAUGUGCGGAGCCAUCUUGGCGUACGGCCCUUCCCCUGCCCCCGUUGCCCUAUGACCUUUUCACGGCAAUACCGUGUCACAGAGCACAUGCGUGUUCAUGAGCGGUGUGCUCCUGGGAAUGACUUUCAAAAGCACCCUGCCUCUUGA